Messenger RNA from Acanthosepion pharaonis, 2082 nucleotides. NCBI's taxonomy places the organism in Eukaryota, Metazoa, Mollusca, Cephalopoda, Sepiida, Sepiidae. The record is from the annotation of a GenBank genome assembly.
AUGCAUUCUAACCUGAUUUCUGGCUCUCUCUUUUCUCAGCUUUCAUUCUUUUCUUUCUCUUUGCUUCCAUUAUUUUUAGUCUUAUCUCUGGUUCUCUAUCUUCUCAUAUUUGGUUCUUUUGGUUCUCUUUGUCUUAUCUCUGGUUCUCUGUCUUCUCAUAUUUGGUUCUUUUGGUUCUCUUUGUUAUCUUUUGGGUUUCUGUCUGCUAUAAUCUCCCCAUCCAUUUCUAACCUCUCUUUUCUCAACUUUCAUUCUUUUCUUUCUCUUUUCUUCCAUUCUUUUUCUUUCUCUGUCUUCUCAUAUUUUUUUUUUGUCUUAUCUUUGGUUCUCUGUCUUCUCAUAUUUGUCUUAUCUCUGGUUCUCUGUCUUCUCAUAUUUGGUUCUUUUGGUUCUCUUUGUUAUCUUUUGGUUUCUCUGCUCUGCUAUAAUCUCCCAUCCAUUCUAACCUUUCUGAUUUCAUGGUUCUCUCUUUUCUCAACUUUUGGUUCAUUCUUUUCUUUUCUCUUUUCUGGCUUCCAUUAUUCUUUUUUCUCUUUCCUUUAUCUUAUUUCUGUUCUCUCUCUUCUUAUAUUUGGUUCUUUUGGUUCUCUUUGUUAUCUUUUGGGUUUUCUGUCUGCUAUAAUCUCCCAUCCAUUCUCACCCUAUUUAUCGCUUCCUAUUAUUUUUAGUCUCUCUUUUUCUCUCAAUUUGGUUCUUUCAUUCUUUUUUUUCUUUGCUUCCAUUAUUUUUAGUCUUAUCUCUGGUUCUCUGUCUUCUCAUAUUUGGUUCUUUUGUUCUCUUUUGUUAUCUUUUGGGUUUCUGCCUGCUAUAAUCCUCCCCUUUCUAACCUUAUUUCUGGCUCUCUCUUUUCUCAAUUUUCGUUCUUUUGUUUCUCUUUGCUUCCAUUACUUUUUUAGUCUUAUCUCUGUCUUAUCUCUGGUUCUCUGUCUUCUUAUAUUUGGUUCUUUUGGUUCUCUUUGUUAUCUUUUGGGUUUCUGCCUGCUAUACUCUCCUCUCCUUUCUAACCUUAUUUCUGGCUCUCUCUUUUCUCAAUUUUCGUUCUUUGUUUCUCUUUGCUUUCAUUACUUUUUAGUCUUAUCUCUGUCUUAUCUCUGGUUCUCUGUCUUCUUAUAUUUGGUUCUUUUGGUUCUCUUUGUUAUCUUUUGGGUUUCUGCCUGCUAUACUCUCCUCUCCUUUCUAACCUUAUUUCUGGCUCUCUCUUUUCUCAAUUUUCGUUCUUUGUUUCUCUUUUGCUUUCAUUACUUUUUUAGUCUUAUCUCUGGUUCUCUGUCUUCUUAUAUUUGGUUCUUUUUGGUUCUCAUUGUUAUCUUUUGGGUUUCUGCCUUCUAUAAUCUCCUCUCCUUUCUAACCUUAUUUCUGGCUCUCUUUUUCUCAAUUUUCUCUUAUCUCUGGUUCUCUGUCUUCUUAUAUUUGGUUCUUUUGGUUCUCUUUGUUAUCUUUUGGGUUUCUGCCUGCUAUAAUCUCCUCUCCUUUCUAACCUUAUUUCUGGCUCUCUCUUUUCUCAAUUUUCCUUCUUUGUUUCUCUUUGCUUCCAUUACUUUUUUAGUCUUAUCUCUGGUUCUCUGUCUUCUUAUAUUUGUCUUAUCUCUCUCUCUCUUCUUAUAUUUGGUUCUUUUGGUUCUCUUUUCUUAUCUCUGGUUCUCUCUCUUCUUAUAUUUGGUUCUUUUGGUUCUCUUUGUUAUCUUUUGGGUUUCUGUCUGCUAUAAUCUCCCAUCCAUUCUAACCCUAUUUAUCGCACUCUCUUUUCUCAACUUUCAUUCUUUUCUUUCUCUUUGCUUCCAUUACUUUUUAUUCUUAUCUCUGGUUCCCUGUCUUCUCAUAUUUGACUUGUCUCUCGUCCUCUGUCUUCUCAUAUUUGGUUCUUUUGGUGCUCUUUGUUAUUUGUUUGGUUUCUCUCUGCUAUUAUCUCCCCUUCUUUCUUAUUGUAUUUCUUGUUCACUCUUGUCUCAUGUUGAUUUCUAUAUCCCCACUGUUUCUUUCUUUCUUUCUUUCUAUCUAUCUAUCUAUCUAUCUAUCUAUCUAUCUGUUGAGGUGCUGUUAGCUUUUGAACACAUCUAUCUAUCUAUCUAUCUAUCUAUCUAA